Molecule: messenger RNA, 846 nt
Organism: Closterium sp. Naga37s-1
Lineage: Eukaryota; Viridiplantae; Streptophyta; Zygnematophyceae; Desmidiales; Closteriaceae
Source: the annotation of a GenBank genome assembly
AUGGCCGCCGCUACUCUCUCAGCUGGCAAGAGCCUUGUCGCCGCCCAGUCCUCAGGGCUCAUGGGCGCCAAGGUGCAGAAGGUGUCCAGCGUUAAGGUCGCUGCCGCUCCCGCCAGGCGUUACCCCAAUGUCGUGGCUACCUCACGUGUGGACCAGUUCAGCAAGUCCGACAUCAUCGUCUCCCCUUCUAUCUUGUCAGCUAACUUCGCCAAGCUUGGCGAGCAGGUUAAGGCAGUCGAUGAGGCCGGCUGCGACUGGAUCCACGUUGACGUCAUGGACGGUCGCUUCGUCCCCAACAUCACCAUCGGCCCUCUUGUCGUCGAUGCCCUUCGCCCCGUCACCGAGAAGCCCCUUGAUGUCCACCUUAUGAUCGUGGAGCCUGAGCUUCGCGUUCCCGACUUCAUCAAGGCCGGAGCCGAUAUCGUCAGCGUCCACGCCGAAGUUGCUGCUACCAUCCACCUGCACCGCUCCCUCAAUCAGAUCAAGGAUCUCGGCGCCAAGGCGGGCGUUGUUCUGAACCCAGGGACGCCUCUUUCCGCGAUCGAGUACGUCCUCGAUGUUGUUGACCUGGUGCUCAUCAUGUCGGUCAACCCCGGCUUUGGUGGCCAAAGCUUCAUCGAGAGCCAAGUGAAGAAGAUCGCCGACUUGAGAAAAAUGUGCCUGGAGAAGGGUGUUAACCCAUGGAUUGAGGUUGAUGGUGGUGUCACUCCUGCCAACGCCUACAAGGUCAUCGAGGCUGGUGCUAAUGCCCUGGUUGCUGGCUCAGCUGUGUUCGGAGCCAAGAGCUACAAGGAUGCAAUCCAUGGCAUCAAGACCAGCAAGCGCCCUGUUACUGUUGCUGCCUGA